Linum trigynum is the source of this 210-nucleotide messenger RNA. The record is from the annotation of a GenBank genome assembly. NCBI's taxonomy places the organism in Eukaryota, Viridiplantae, Streptophyta, Magnoliopsida, Malpighiales, Linaceae.
AUGGCGAGCAGGGUAGACCGUUGCGAGGAGAGUGGAGGCCACCCAGAUGCACACGAUGGCGGCGCAUGCGAGGCUGAAACAGAUGAUGACAUAGUCAAGGCCGAUACGGAUGACGGGGAGGACAGAAGCGGCGAGGGAGAAAUAAUCGACGAUGACAAGGCUUUUCAAUGUUCUGACAGAUCAUUGAGCAAAAGAGAGAGGGACGACUAG